AUCUACAAACACUCAAAAACACUCAGGGUCUAGAAAACCUUUUCUACCUCCUCAUAUCAUCAUCGACAUUACAUGAUGGCUUAUGGAUCAUGCAGAAUGGUCGCAACUAUUCUCAUCAUCGCUAUUUUCUUUCAUGAGCCAUGUAUUGCUGAAACACCACCAAACUAUACGUUCAUGCAUGAAGCAAUAAAUGCUCCGAAGAUAUCGUUCUACGACUACAUAGUCGUUGGUGGAGGUCUCACAGGAAUCCCGUUAGCCACCACACUCUCACAAAACUAUUCAGUGUUAUUGCUGGAACGUGGUGGCUCCCCUUAUGGCAAUCCCGACAUCACCAAUUCAGCCAAUUUUGGCAACUAUUUCUUGGACCCAUCACCAGAUUCCCCAGCAGAACUAUUUAUGUCCGAGGAUGGUGUUGGAAAUGCACGUCCGCGUGUUUUGGGUGGUGGUACUUCAAUCAACGCGGGCUUGUACACUCGUGAUGACAAGAAGUUCUUCAAAGAGGCAAGAUUAACGGAUGAAAAAUUGGUGAACAGUUCCUACGAAUUUCUGGAAAAAGUUAUGGUUUUUGAGCCAGUUGUAACGGAGUGGCAGUCGGCAUGGAAAGGUGCAUUUAUGGAAGCUGGAGUCACGCCAUACAAUGGAUUUACUUACGAUUAUCUCAUUGGGACUAAAGUAGGUGGUACAACGUUUGAUGAAAAUGGGAAACGACAUACAGCAGCCGAUCUGCUGCAGUAUGCAAACCCUUUAGCAUUGUCUGUUUAUCUGCGUGCAACUGUCAGGAAGGUCUUAUUUAUGACCAAAGGAAGAACAAGGCCGAUGGCUUAUGGGGUAGUGUUUGAAGAUGCAUCGGGGAAUAAGCAUAGGGCAUACUUGAAAGAAGGGAAAGGUGAAAUCAUAUUAUCAGCAGGACCUCUUGGAAGCCCACAACUUUUGAUGUUGAGUGGUGUAGGUCCAAAAGAUCAACUUGAUGCACACCAAAUUGAACUUGUCCUAAACCAACCCUUAGUUGGUCAAGGCAUGGCAGAUAACCCGCUAAAUGCGAUAUUCAUCCCUUCUCCCAUUCCUGUCGAGCAAUCUAUAGUUCAAGUUAUCGGUACGCAGGUUGGCAGCCAAAUAGAGCAAGUUAGUAGCAUUAAUUUGGUCCUUGGAAGCCCUUCUGACUAUCAAGGAUUUUCCUAUGAGAUGGGUGGAUUUGUAUUUUCUAAACUCGAUGGCCCUUUUUCUACGGGUGAGCUAAAGCUUCAAAGCGGUAAUCCAACCGACAUUCCAUCAGUAAAAUUCAACUAUUUUAAAGAUCCCAGAGACUUGAAAAAAUGUGUGAAUGGCAUCAGCACCAUCCUAACAGCAAUCGAGUCACGAGCUUUCUCAAAAUUCAAAUACGCGAACAUGACUGCCCAAGAUAUUCUUGAGCUCACUGUUAAGCUACCAACAUACUUACCCAUACAUGCUAAUACAAGUUUGUCCUUGGAACAAUUCUGCAAGGACACUGUAAGGAGUGUGUGGCAAUUUCAUGGUGGCUGUCAAAUUGGCAAAGUAGUUGAUGACGACUACAAGGUUAUAGGUGCGGAUACUCUCCGAGUCAUUGAUGGGUCUACACUACUUAACGCUCCGGCUAAUCUAUUAAUGCUUGGAAGGUACAUGGGACUUACUAUACUAGCCCAAAGACUUGAAAGUGACAAAUCAGAAUCAGGACUGUGGUUCACAUCUUGAUAUUUUCGACACCAUCGAUGUUGAUUUAGAUGUAGUUUUGCCUGAAAUGUUUUACAUGGAAGAUGUAGUUUGUGGUCCAUGAUUAUUAUGUUGCUAUCAAUUGAAUAAAUGUGUAUGUAUGAA
Molecule: messenger RNA, 1833 nt
Organism: Cynara cardunculus var. scolymus (artichoke)
Lineage: Eukaryota; Viridiplantae; Streptophyta; Magnoliopsida; Asterales; Asteraceae
Product: protein HOTHEAD-like
Exons: 5
Coding region: 73-1710 (545 amino acids)
Molecular function (GO): oxidoreductase activity, acting on CH-OH group of donors; flavin adenine dinucleotide binding
Source: RefSeq, a predicted model, not a curated record